UGGUAGAAGGGGGGAAGUGGUAUAGGUGGCAGAAGCUCCGGUAGGGGGGCGAGCGCUUGAACCGCACUUGUUUCUUUUCCCCAUUUCUAAUUCUCCAUUUCUUCUUUCUCUCUCUCUCACAUCCCAUUUUCUCUCUCUCUCUGCUCCCCCAAUUUGGGAUCUCUCCAUUCAAGAACAAUCCAGAUCUCCCACUCUCUUUCCGGACCCUAAUGGAGUACUGUUGAUUCUCUCCGCCGGCCCUCAUGAGCCACGGAUUCUGACCAACCACCACAAACCACCCACCCAUUCUACUUCGGGGCCACGGAGAUCUGCUGCUUCGCCCAAACGAGGAGAUGAGUGCGUCCAGGUUUAUAAAGUGCGUAACGGUUGGUGAUGGUGCUGUUGGUAAAACCUGUAUGUUGAUUUCAUAUACGAGCAACACCUUCCCCACGGACUACGUGCCUACCGUUUUUGACAAUUUCAGUGCCAAUGUUGUGGUUGAUGGGAGCACUGUCAAUCUAGGAUUAUGGGAUACUGCUGGUCAAGAGGAUUACAAUAGAUUAAGACCACUGAGUUAUCGAGGUGCUGAUGUUUUUAUUCUUGCUUUCUCUCUCAUAAGCAAGGCCAGCUAUGAAAAUGUUGCUAAGAAGUGGAUUCCUGAAUUGAGACAUUAUGCACCUGGUGUUCCAAUAGUUCUUGUUGGAACUAAACUUGAUCUUCGGGAUGACAAGCAGUUCUUUGAAAACCACCCUGGUGCAGUGCCUAUUACCACUGUUCAGGGAGAGGAGUUGAGAAAAGUAAUCGGGGCCCCAGCAUACAUUGAGUGUAGUUCAAAAACUCAGCAGAAUGUGAAAGGGGUGUUCGAUGCAGCCAUUAAAGUGGUGCUCCAGCCGCCAAAGUCAAAGAAGAAGAAGAAGAAGUCACAGGGUGUCUGUUCCGUAUUAUGAUCAAGGAAGAAUAUGCUUUGCUCGUGCCGGAAGAACGACUUCUCAUAUGUACUCGCCUUUUUCUCAGCAUAUCUUUAAUCCGUGUCAUCCCAAGGAAGCGGCGAAUGACGGGAUCGUAUCAUCAUCAUCGUAUACGGCCCCAGGCUGACAUUCCAAGAUGCAAAUAGAACAGUGAUGAUGUUUGUUUCUUAUUUUGCAAUCAGUUUGUUAGUAAUGACCAACAUUGCUAACCCCCCCAAUUUGUCUGUUUGAAUUGUUCAUGUAUUAAUGAGAUACCUAAAAGAACUGCUCCCUGGGCAUGAACAUGGUUUAGUUCUCGUAACGUAUAUUGUCUAAUUCCAUUCACAUCA
Molecule: messenger RNA, 1276 nt
Organism: Momordica charantia (bitter melon)
Lineage: Eukaryota; Viridiplantae; Streptophyta; Magnoliopsida; Cucurbitales; Cucurbitaceae
Product: rac-like GTP-binding protein RHO1
Biological process (GO): small GTPase-mediated signal transduction
Molecular function (GO): GTPase activity; GTP binding
Source: RefSeq, a predicted model, not a curated record